UUUGCCAUGGCAACGCAUAUACAACCGGAGGUGGCGCCUCGCGGGUCAAAUGUCUGUCCAGAGAAGGACAUGAGUGACUUCUUUGCAGGUACUCUUCCUGUUUGCAAUAGAUAUGCCUGGAAAAAAGAAAGGCAAGUCCGGUGGUGGGAAAGGAAAAGCUAAAUCAAAAGGAGGAGGAGGGAAGAAAAAAGGAAGCAAAACAGGAAAGAAGGGAAAAGGAAAGGGAAAAGGCUCAAAAUCAGCAUCAGAAAAGAAAGCUCAGCCUGUACCAGAUCCCUUUAGUGUUGCUGCAAUGUUAAAUGCAUAUUACAUCUCACAUGGCCCGGUUGAGUUUCUAGCAUUUCGUGGCUAUACGUGGGGAGGAGGUGAAGGAGCGAAAAAGAAAAAGAAAGGAAAGAAAAAGAAGUGACAUUUUAUACAUUCUAGUAUAAUUCUUUCUGUGAAAAAUUUGUGGGAUGGAUUUUCAUUUAUCAUGCACUCUUUACUACGACCGUGAUACUAUUAAUAAUUGUAUUUUAUAACAAAUCUCACUUCUAUAAAUACAUUUUAUCUCUGCCUGUAAAUUAAUGAAAGAUAUUUUAUGUACCAUGCAAA
Messenger RNA from Amphimedon queenslandica, 594 nucleotides. RefSeq names its product small lysine-rich protein 1-like. The coding region runs from base 113 to 409 and encodes 98 amino acids. The transcript is spliced from 2 exons. The record is from RefSeq and is a predicted model, not a curated record. NCBI's taxonomy places the organism in Eukaryota, Metazoa, Porifera, Demospongiae, Haplosclerida, Niphatidae.